UUCAAGCUGCUGCAGAAUCACAGCCAUGAAGUCACUAGUAGAAGAGUCUGUCCCUCUGAGGAACACAAUCACCAUCUCUAAUGAUGUAGAGGUGUGGCUUGGUGAACUGUCCUCAGAAAUGAAGGAGACGUUGAAGUUCCUGUUGUGUGAGUGUGUGAAAGCAGUAAAGGGAGGUGGCAUUGACCCCAACCGCUUCCCCUCACAGAUCCUAUGCCUGGCUGAACAGAUACAGUUUACACAGGAUGUAGAAAGCACCAUUCGUGAGCAGAACCUUCACCAACUGGAGCUGGAGCUCACAGCUAAACUAGAGCACUACACCGACACAAAUGCCCGCAUAGAGUCUACAGAGUCCAGUGUGCUUCAGUUGAAGCUGAAAGCUCUGAUCCUGGAUGUGAUCCACAACCUGUCGGUGGUGCGGGAGCUGCUGGAGGUUCAGGUUCACAGUGCAGAUGAUUGGGUGUGGAAGAAACAGCUGCGUUUCUACCUGAACACUGAUCAGUGAUGCACUGGACACAUGGUGGAUGCAGUGUUUAACUACACCUACGAAUACCAGGGUAACGCCCCUAAGCUAGUGCACACUCCUCUAACGGAUGGAGUGCUACCUUACGCUAACUCAGGCUAUGAGGAUGGGUUUAGGAGGAAACCCAUAUGGGCCAGCAGGAACCGGUAAAACCGAGUCUGUUAAAGCACUCGGAGGACCGCUGGGCAGACAGGUGCUGGUGUUCAACUGUGAUGAGAUGUCACAGUUGUCACAGUUGUGACAGCCAAGCUGUAAAGGUUCCUCUCA
This is a messenger RNA of Tachysurus vachellii, 787 nucleotides long. Its product is annotated as cytoplasmic dynein 2 heavy chain 1-like. The transcript is spliced from 6 exons. Bases 26 to 502 code for a protein of 158 amino acids. NCBI's taxonomy places the organism in Eukaryota, Metazoa, Chordata, Actinopteri, Siluriformes, Bagridae. Gene Ontology annotation, biological process: microtubule-based movement. The record is from RefSeq and is a predicted model, not a curated record. Gene Ontology annotation, cellular component: dynein complex. Gene Ontology annotation, molecular function: dynein light intermediate chain binding; dynein intermediate chain binding; minus-end-directed microtubule motor activity.